Aureobasidium vineae is the source of this 741-nucleotide messenger RNA. Lineage: Eukaryota; Fungi; Ascomycota; Dothideomycetes; Dothideales; Saccotheciaceae. The record is from the annotation of a GenBank genome assembly.
AUGACUUACAACGUACUGAUUUCCGGAGCCAACAAGGGCAUUGGCUACUCCUUCGUGGGAAAAUAUCUCGGUCGCCCUAACAUAACAGUCAUAGCCACUGUUCGCAAUCCCAACUCUGCAGAGGCGAAGAGCCUUCAUGACCUUCCCUUGGCUAAAGGCAGUAAUCUCAUCGUUGUGAAGAUCGAAAGCACAUCCGAUACAGACGCUCAAGAAGCCAUUGCCAGCCUCGCUAACCACCAGAUCACGUACCUUGACCUUGUGAUCGCAAAUGCCGGGCUAUACGCGACCAACGCUUUUGUUGAAGUGUCCAAGAUUCGUAGCGAGGACUUGAUACAGCACUUCAACGUCAACACCGUCGGGCCCCUUCGGUUAUACCAAGCCACAUCGUCCUUGUUGCAGAAAUCUCAAAAGCCGAUUUUCACUUACAUCAGCACUGCUGUUGCAUCCAUAUCGAUGCAAGAAUAUUUUGACUUUCCUAUGGCGACAUAUAGUGCUUCCAAAGCUGGGAUGAACCUUCUUACCUACCGUAUUCACAUCGAGAACCCGUGGUUGGUCUCUUUCGCGGUACAUCCUGGUGUGAUCGAGACGGAAAAUGGUCUUAAGGCCCAAGCAGCAACGGGAAUGUCCAAGGACAUGGUGACACCUAUGGAGUUCGCUGUUGACGGCAUGGUCGGAAUGGCGACUUGCGAGGAGACCUCUGGCAAGUUUUUGUCUUUCGACAGCACGCCUCUGACCUGGUGA